Oikopleura dioica is the source of this 276-nucleotide messenger RNA. The record is from the annotation of a GenBank genome assembly. NCBI's taxonomy places the organism in Eukaryota, Metazoa, Chordata, Appendicularia, Copelata, Oikopleuridae.
AUGCCUAAAUUCGAAGUUUCUGGCUUUUCUGUCCGAGUUUCCAAAACCUACGGGUUUUUCGUCACCAUCACCGGAACUUGCGCGAAUCGAGACGAGCCUAUCAAGCUCAAGAAAUUCUUCAAGAAAGAUGCCUUUGCCGAAGUUCUCCCCGACCUUGUCGCUGGAGAAAUGAACGUGGUCAUCAUUGGCCGCCGCAACCAGACUGACUUCGAAGCUCGAAACAACAUCCAGUACUACGACUUUGUCCUCGAAGACAUGGACUGGACCGACAUGUAA